CUCCAGGAGCGAGCCCGUUAAGACCAUCGAGGCAUGGGACAUACUAGUAUCGGAUAUUUCGACUUAGCGCACGCUGUCGCUAACAACGCCCGUCGACUGCGCGCAACAGACUGAAAUUUGGCGCGUGUGGGACACGUGGUCGAUCACACUUGAUGUUUGUAUACGGCGCCUUGAAGAUUCGUAACACAGAGCCGCGGCCUCGACACCAUUCAUACCAAUGUGCGACAGACACGCAAAAGAAGCCAAAUGCCAAGCAAGUCAUUCUGCAAUCACCACGCCCUUGCUUGUAGCUCUUGCUUGUAUCUAUGCCGCAUCACACAAUUCGUACCAAAACAGCCCACGUUGUCCUGCGCAACAAGGACCUGUUUCCCUUGAUAACCGAGUACCAAGCCGGCCUCUAUAAUGACCUUCAAGCCCACGUCGCCACCGCCUCUUCGGCGUGGCUCGAGAUGCUGCACAAAAAGACUUUUGCGGCGCCGCGCCCGCAGCUGCUCUCCGACUACAUGGCGCAGCAGUCGAUGUACGCGUUCUUUGGCCACAUUGAGCCGACGACCCGGACGCAAGUCAAAUUUGCAUUUCACCUCGCGAUUCUGCAAGGCGACGCCCCUACGCUCAAGCGCUGGCUGCGCUGCCGGCCGAAUUGGGCGACCGACGACGCGAUCGAGCUGGCCACAUAUUGCGACCACGCCGCGCUUGUUGCCGACUUGCGACGAGCCCAAGCUAAUCCAGGCGCCUACUGUUUAAAAGACGUUGUGCCGCCAAAGAAGUCGCUCUCGAAACUCCGCUACGUCGAAGCCUAGGCGCAAUUGAUCGUGUCCCGUCUUGUUAUUUAACGAUUAUAUACUCUUGUCUGUCUCGCGCUA
Molecule: messenger RNA, 863 nt
Organism: Saprolegnia diclina VS20
Lineage: Eukaryota; Oomycota; Saprolegniomycetes; Saprolegniales; Saprolegniaceae
Exons: 1
Coding region: 306-800 (164 amino acids)
Source: RefSeq, a predicted model, not a curated record